Aphidius gifuensis is the source of this 3335-nucleotide messenger RNA. Its product is annotated as spondin-1. Gene Ontology annotation, cellular component: extracellular matrix. Gene Ontology annotation, biological process: cell adhesion. Gene Ontology annotation, molecular function: serine-type endopeptidase inhibitor activity. The coding region runs from base 182 to 2875 and encodes 897 amino acids. The record is from RefSeq and is a predicted model, not a curated record. NCBI's taxonomy places the organism in Eukaryota, Metazoa, Arthropoda, Insecta, Hymenoptera, Braconidae. The transcript is spliced from 16 exons.
CAUCACAGUAUUCAGUAAAACCGCGAACCAAACAGACGUGAUCAAGAGCUUUUUUAUCUCAAAACAAAUUACCACGUGACGUAUAACGUAGCUUAUAAAAAUUUUUGUUUUAUAUUUUUUUUUUUUUUUAACUCAAGUGUAUCAUUAUUUUACUGAAAAAAAAAUUAUAAAAAAUUCGAAUAUGGCUUAUCAUGUACGUUUAUUUAUUUCAAUAUUAUUAUUAAUAUUUAUUAUUGAUAAAACAAAUUGUGCAAAAUGUGAUAGAAGACUUGAGGGAGUUACUACUUCACCAAUUUCUCUGGAAGGUAGAUUUGCCAUUAAUAUGUGGGCACUUAAUCAAACUGAAAUCGUUGAACAAUAUAUGCCAAAUGUUGCAUACACUGUGACAAUAAAUGGCUACAAUGUAACAAAUAUUCAAGGUAAAUUUACAAGAUUUAUAUUAACAGCUGAUAAUAAAAAUGAAUCAUCAAAUGUCGAAGGAAAAUUUGAUAUAAUUGAUGAAAAUUUAACAAAAUAUUCUGACAAAUGUCCAAAUACUGUUGUUGAAUCAACAAAAAUAUCAAAAGAAAAAAUAAGUGUUACUUGGACAAGCCCACCAGAAGGAAGUGGCUGUAUUAUGAUCAGAGCAACAAUAAUGGAAACUCCAGAAACAUGGUAUAUGGAUGAAGCAGGUAUAUCAAAAGUUUAUUGUCAAGAUCCAAAAGCUGAUGCUGAUGAACCAGGUCCUGUAUUACAAGACUGUUGUGCAUGUGAUGAAGCAAAAUAUGAAGUUACAUUUGAAGGAAUUUGGUCAAGAAAUACUCAUCCAAAAAAUUUUCCGCCAAAAGGUUGGCUAACAAGAUUUUCCGAUGUUAUUGGUGCUUCACAUACAGUAGACUAUAGAUUUUGGCGUUAUAAUGAAACAGCUAGUCAAGGGCUUCAACAAGUUGCUGAAUUUGGAUCAACAAGAAAAUUAGAAUCCGAAUUAAAAGAUCAGAGUGAACAUAUAAGAACAAUUAUAAAAGCACGUGGUAUAACACAUCCCAAUGUAACAUCAAAAACAUUUGCUGUAUUUAGAGUUGAUAAACAACAUCAUUUAAUGUCUCUAGUAUCAAUGAUUGUACCAUCACCUGAUUGGAUAGUUGGAGUAUCAGGUCUUGAAUUAUGUCUACCAAAUUGUUCAUGGAUUGAACAUAAAGAACUAAACAUGUAUCCAAUUGACGUUGGAACAGAUGAUGGUAUCACUUACAUGUCACCAGAUGCGUUAUCUGAUCCACCCCAGUUAAUAAGACGAAUAACAAAUGAUUGGCCAAAUGAUAGUCAAUCACCAUUUUUUGAUCCACUGGGACCAGAUAUGAAACCAAUGGCAAAACUUCAUUUAAAUCGUCAACGGUUAUAUGAGAAAUCAUGUGGAGAUACAACUACAUCUUCUCAAGAUUCAGGUGGUGAUAAUGAUAGUAAUAAUAAUAAUAAUGAAUCAGAUAAUGAUAAUAAUAAUUCAAAUAGAAGAAAUAAAAAUAAAGCUUGUAGAACAACUCGUUGGGGUGAAUGGGGACCAUGUGGUGUAACAUGUGGUCGAGGUACAAGAUUACGUCAAAGAAAUUAUAAAGAUAAAGAAGCUGCUGCAUUACAUAAUUGUAAUGUGCCACUUACUGAUAGAGGAGAUUGUUAUGCUAAUAAUCCAAAUUGCAAUGGACAGACAGAAGAAGGAACAAUAUUAAGUACUCCUGAGUGUGAAUUAAGUGAAUGGAGUACAUGGAGUUCUUGUACAACAACAUGUGGUGAAGGUAGUACAACAAGAUCUCGUAAUUUUAUUCAUAAAAAACACAGAAAAAAAUGCAAGGCAAUUGCAAAUGGUCCACAAUUACAGGAAACAUUUGAUUGUGAUAAUGGACCAUGUGAAAAUUCAGAAACAAAAGAAAAUUGUCCAGCAGAUGCAUAUGGACCUUGGUCACAAUGGAGUCCAUGUUCUGUAUCAUGUGGUUCUGGAUUAAAAUCACGUUAUAGAUUUUCAAAUGACAAUACACAGGGUAUCAAUGAGUGCAAAGAACAACAUGUUAAUUGUAUGGCUGAAGUACAUGAUUGCAAUAUAACACCAGAAAUUGCUGAUGAAAUGUGCUCUGAAUCAUUAAUGCCAGGAAAUUGUCAACGUAUAUAUAAACGUGUUUAUUUUGAUAAUGAAAAACAACGUUGUCAAUAUUUUGAUUAUACUGGUUGUGAUGGUAAUAAAAAUAAUUUUGAUACAAUGGAAGCUUGUAAAAAAAUUUGCAUCGAUAUGAGAAAAAAUAUAAAAAUUCGUCAUAAUGUACAACAAAAAAAUCACAAAGUCACAAUGAGUAGUUUAUUGAAUUAUCAUAUUCCAGCUCAAAGUGAAAGAAGAAGUGGAAAAUCAAAACGAGCUAAAUACGAAAAUCAAGAUACUGAGGAUUUUAAUGGAAUACAAACUGGUAGCCAAGUUGUAUCAACAACUCGUGUUACAAAUGAUGAUAAAAAAAUUGAUUGUCAAGUAACAGAAUGGAGUGAUUGGGCACCUUGUAAAAUUUGUAAAAAUCAUACAUACAAAACUCGUGCAAUUUUAGUUAAAGCAAAAAAUGGAGGUAAUAAAUGUCCAACAAAAUUGGCAAAAAAAAUGAAAUGUCAUAGACGUCCUGAAUGUGCUGAUCACAGUCAUUCUCGUCGAAGAAGAUAUCGAGAUCGUCGGCCUGAAUGGGAUCACAACCAAGUUUCAGCUGAUUGUAAAUUAACACAAUGGUCAACAUGGUCAAAAUGUGAUGGACCUUGUGGCAAUUCAUUACGUCAUCGCACAAAAAAAAUUAUUGUUGAUACACAUGGACCAACUGAAAAACCUUGUACUGAUUUAGUUGAAUUUCAAAAAUGCUCUAUUACUUGUUCAUAAUAAAAACAAAUUAAAUAUCAUUUAAAAAAUUAAUUCAAUAAAAUGAUAAUAAAAGUUUUUGUCAAUUUAAAUUAAUAAUAUUGAUAAUAAAAUUUAAUGACAAACGCACAUAAUUAUAAAUAAUAUAUUAUCCAUUCAUUCCUAUUAAAAUAUAUUAAAAUAAAACAAAAAAAUUAUAUUCAUCUUGAAAUAAAAUAUUCAGUAUUAAUUGAUUGAAAUUUUAAUAAAUAAAAAAAAAUCAACAUGAAUUGAGAUAUAAUUAAACGAAAUUAAAAUUAAAAUAAUUAAAUGAAAUUUUUUUCUAUUUCGAAAUUUAAUUAUCAUUUUGUUUAGUCUAAUAAUUCAUUUUUAAAUUCAUAGAAAAAAAAAAUAAAACAAGUAUAUUUAUUUUUUAAUAACAGAAUUAUAAUUAUUCUGAUAAUUUUAUUUAAACUGAUAAUUAAAAAAUAAAUUCUAUCUU